AUGGUGCGGGACCUGGAGGUCGCCAUCGUGAAGGCCACCAGCCACGAGGACGAGCUGGCUGGCGAGAAGUACAUCCGGGAGAUCCUCCAGCUGACGUCAUACUCCCAGGGAUACGUCCACACGUGCGUGUCGACGGUGUCGAAGCGAUUAGGGAAGACGCGCGACUGGAUCGUGGCUCUCAAAGCGUUGAUGCUGGUGCACCGCCUCGUGAACGACGGUGACCCUGUCUUCCAGGACGAGACCCUGUCUUCCUACCCAACACUGAGGGACACCUCGAGUUUCCAUUUCGAUUACGUGAUUUUCGGGACCAAUUCCUUCUAUGCGUUCGCUUUGAAUCUUGCAGUGUUCUUGCUUGUGGGGAAGACCUCGGCUUUGACGAUGAAUGUGGCGGGUGUGGUGAAAGAUUGGCUCUUGAUUGCCUUCUCUUGGUCUGUGAUCAAGGACACUGUGACCCCAAUCAAUCUGGUGGGUUAUGGAAAAACACUCGAAAUUGCAGUGAUCAAAUAUCUAACAAGCUAUCGCAGAUGA
Molecule: messenger RNA, 528 nt
Organism: Rosa chinensis
Lineage: Eukaryota; Viridiplantae; Streptophyta; Magnoliopsida; Rosales; Rosaceae
Product: probable clathrin assembly protein At4g32285
Exons: 2
Coding region: 1-528 (175 amino acids)
Biological process (GO): clathrin coat assembly; vesicle budding from membrane; clathrin-dependent endocytosis
Cellular component (GO): clathrin-coated vesicle; clathrin-coated pit
Molecular function (GO): clathrin heavy chain binding; SNARE binding; 1-phosphatidylinositol binding
Source: RefSeq, a predicted model, not a curated record